Messenger RNA from Macroventuria anomochaeta, 1528 nucleotides. Its product is annotated as Clavaminate synthase-like protein. The record is from RefSeq and is a predicted model, not a curated record. Gene Ontology annotation, molecular function: dioxygenase activity. The coding region runs from base 279 to 1412 and encodes 377 amino acids. Lineage: Eukaryota; Fungi; Ascomycota; Dothideomycetes; Pleosporales; Didymellaceae. The transcript has 4 exons.
GAGUGCAAGCUGCGAGCUGUGCUCUGCGAUUUUGCAGGUGUCGGAGUUGUGUCCGACAAUUACGAGCGCCUGUGGCGGGAACGAUUUCCAGAAGGAGCGUCAGCGGCUCUGCGAUGUUUCGAUGGCGAAAGAGCCCCGCAUGGCGUGCUACCCCGCAACACCGAUGCCGGCAUCACGAGAUAUGAGCUCAACACUCAAGUCGGUGUUCAUUGUGGUGUUUUGAAUGCCGGAAGGACACCAACAAACUCGCUUGCAUACCACCUGCACAACACGACACAAUGGCCGCCGACGCAGAGACAUUCACCGAGCUCCCCAUCCUGCCUCUGUCCCGCGCGCUCGACCCAGCGACGAAACCUCAGUUCCUCGCCGACCUGCGUUCUGCACUGCUGAACGUGGGAUUUCUGUAUCUCAGCGAGACGGGGUUGCCGCAAGAGUUGGUGCAAGAUGUAAUCAGGGAGUGCAAGGGAUUCUUUGAGAAUUUGCCGCAGGAGGAGAAGGAGAGGAUUGAGAUGAAGAAUGAGAAGAGCUUUUUGGGGUGGAGUAGGCUCGACAACGAGACCACAGCUUUGAAUACAGAUCACCGCGAACAGCUCGAUCUGUCAACACCGCACCCGGUCCCAGGACCUGAGGCACCUCUGUACCACAAUCUUCUUGCACCAAACCAAUGGCCGUCAUCACAGCAUCUUCCAGCCUUCCGGCCCGCGUACGAAGACUACAUGCGCCGCAUGUCUGAAAUCUCCACUCUCUUCACAUCCUUGAUCGCGGAGGCAAUUGGCCUGCCCGCCGAUGCAUUCAGCCAGUUCUUCGACGAGCAUCAGCAGCACAAGCUGAAGAUCGUCAAGUACCCCGAAGUCGACGUGCCAGAUCUGCCAGCUGGAGCCAGCGAGAUCGACAGAAAGAAGUGGGAGAUCAAGCGGCAGGGCGUUGGUCCGCACAAGGACAGCAUGCUCACCAGCUACCUGCUGCAAGCCUGCAACCAACCGGGUCUGCAGGCGCAGAACGCCAAAGGGCAGUGGAUCGACUGCAUGCCCAUCGACGGCACACUUGUAGUUGCGAUCGGUCAAGGUAUGGAGGCUCUAACAAACGGCGUCUGUGCGUCGACGACACAUCGCGUGCUCAGUCCGCGGAAGAGUGAAGGUGCGCGAUACUCCAUUCCGUUCUUCCAGGGGGUGAGCUACGAUGCAAAGUUUGAAGCCAUGGAUGUCCCGGAGUCCGUCUUGAAGCUGCGCGACGAAGCACGCAAAGCCAGGAAGGAUGACGUCGAGUUCACCUUCGUUAAAGGCAAAUGGGGUCACCUAGGAGAAGCUACACUGAUGAACAGGGUGAAGAGCCACCCGGAUGUGGGUGAGAGGUGGUAUCCAGACCUGCUUCGGCAAAUUCGUGCACAACAGGCAGCAGCGGCAGCAGCGUGAGUGCAACUGCCGAUAGGCAUCGAACAAUAACAAAGAAACUUUGUCGCACUUUCAUCCCCGCUCUUGAAUUCUCAAACAUGAGACUAUCGAUUUCUGCGUUCCUCAAUGCGGAAGCC